Molecule: messenger RNA, 1584 nt
Organism: Arabis nemorensis
Lineage: Eukaryota; Viridiplantae; Streptophyta; Magnoliopsida; Brassicales; Brassicaceae
Source: the annotation of a GenBank genome assembly
AUGGCCAGUUCCAGCAUGAGAUCAGUUAAUUUAUUGGGUAAGCGAAAGCCGGAAGAUGGUUUGGAUACCAGACCCUUUUUUGUGAGGAAACAUAAGGAACUCUCCGAGGAGAAGGACACAACGAAAGAAUUUGCUGAGCAGAUCAAAGGAAGUGUUGAGUUGUUGGAGACAAAGUCUGAUCAAGCUAAUUUAUUACUCUCAGUGAAGGAGACUGUGGAAGAACUUGAUCAUCAAACUCCCCAUUUUGUUGAGGAAUCUGCCGUAAUAACAAACACUGCCGCAGUAAAAAACACCCUCUUUAUUGGCCAUCUCCCCUUCCAAACGGAAAUAUCAGUUCUAAUAUCAGAUAUCGUCGAGUUCUUCAAAAAUGUUGCAAAACUUGUUCGGGUUCAACUUGUUGUAACCCGCAAGGGCCAGAGGAGUAGGUGCUGUGGCUUUGUUGAGUUUGCUUCUUCUAACGAAGCAAAGAAGGCUCUGGAAAAGAACGGUGAAUAUCUGCAGGAUAGUGAGGUUUUACUUGAACUGCCUAAGAUAAAUCCAUACCCACCCAAGUACGAAGAAGACUACCUUGGACGCGAAAGCCCUCUGUUAGAAGAAUAUCAUUUGGAGACCGAACCUAAGAUGGACGGAUUAUGCAGACAAGAAGACCUUCUGAUAGAAGAAGACGAGACACCUCCCGAUUUUAUUGAGGAGGCUAAGCAUGUGGGCUAUGGCUUUGUUGAGUUUGCUUCUUCUAACGAAGCAAAGGAGGCACUGCAAAUGAUGAACGGCGAAUAUUUGCACGAGUGUAAAAUUUUUCUUGAUGUCGCUACGACAGCUCCAUACCCUCCACGACCCAAUUACGAAGACUACAUUCGACGAGAAAGCCUUCUGAUAGAAGAAGAUGAGACUGUGGAAGGACUUGACCAAACUCCUGAUUUUGUUGAGGCAGUUGCCGUAAGAAAAAAGACUCUCUUUAUUGCCCAACUCGCUUACAAAACUGAAAUAUCGCAUAUAAUCAAUUUCUUCAAAGAUGUUGGAGAAGUUGUUCAUGUUCGACUUAUUGUAAAUCGCAAGGGCAAGCAUGAAGGCUAUGGUUUUGUUGAGUUUGCUUCUGCUAACGAAUCAAAGAGGGCGCUGGAAAAGAAGAACGGUGAAUAUUUGCACGAUUGUAAGAUUUUUCUUGAUGUUGCUGCGACAGCUCCAUACCCUCCGCGACCCAUGUACGAAGACUACCUUCGACAAGAAAGCCGUCUGAUAAAAGAAGAUGAGGCAGUGGAAGGACUUGAUGAAAUUCCCCAUCUUGUUGAGGAAGUUGCUUUAAGAAAAAAGACUCUCUUUAUUGCCAAUCUCCCUUGCAAACCUGAAAUAUCAUAUAUCAUCAGAAAGUUCUUCAAACAUGAAGUUGUUCGUGUUCGACUUAUUGUAAACCACAGGGGUGAGCAUGUAGGCUGUGGCUUUGUUGAGUUUGCUUCUGCUAACGAAGCAAAGAAGGUGCUGGAAAAGAAGAAUGGUGAAUGCAAUCGUAAGAUUUUUAUUGAUGUGGUUAAGACACCUCCAUACCUUCUCCGACCCAAGUACAACCUUGCAGAGAAGCUUUGGUAA